This is a messenger RNA of Verruconis gallopava, 2070 nucleotides long. RefSeq lists its product as uncharacterized. The coding region runs from base 1 to 2070 and encodes 689 amino acids. Gene Ontology annotation, molecular function: nucleic acid binding; ATP binding; four-way junction helicase activity. Gene Ontology annotation, cellular component: chromosome; nucleus; cytoplasm. The transcript has a single exon. Gene Ontology annotation, biological process: double-strand break repair via homologous recombination. The record is from RefSeq and is a predicted model, not a curated record. Lineage: Eukaryota; Fungi; Ascomycota; Dothideomycetes; Venturiales; Sympoventuriaceae.
AUGGUCAUGUUUAUAUGCUACGUCCUAUGUUUGAUCGAAGAUAAACAAACCAGACCUGUGGACGAAUCUGAUUCCAGUUCCGACAGCGAUAGUGAGUACAGCCAGACAAGCAGCGAUGAGGGCGAAAGUGAAGAAGCAGAUACAAAAGACACCUUCAAAGAUGCCCGCGAGCUGUUCCCGUGGCGAGGUAGCCAGAAAGAGCUGGCUAGGGAGCUAUGGGUUUUACUGGAGGGUAAUGAUGAGAAGGCGCAAGUUGCAUUGCUAUUGCGUCUACUCGCAGCGUUUAUCUUUGAAGGCACAGGUGACGACCCGUUCAGCAGUGGGUUGAUUCACUAUGUGGCUGUGCUUGGUAUAGACGCCGAGAUGAAUCGACUACGAACAGCGAGAAACUAUUCUUAUAUGCUUGCAGGCAUGGUAUACUGCACAAGGGUGAUCGCAGUUGAGGUACUUCUUCCAUCAGCAGAACGCCAGCAACAGAGCGAUGACGACCGAGCAGAGUUUAUUCAAAAGCGGAGAGAUUUUCUAGCAGACGGUUCGUACAGCCCUAUGAGCGAGAUGCUGAGUCUGCUAGCAUAUGGGAAAUAUGUUGCACUAAACAGCGGGAAUUCAGGGAGUGCAUUCUGGUCAGCAGACAAAAAGAUUUUCUAUUUUCGAGGAAAGCCUGUUGUACUUCGCAAAUUUCAACAAAUGGUGCGCGAUAUCAUCACGGAAUCAGAAGAUAUACUAUGGCAGGAACUGCUCUGGAUGGCAGGACGAGAAGAGCGUUUCACCAUGAAGCUGGAUCAGAUCGUCGACGAUGUCACGUUUGCCAAGCGAGGGUUGUCCUUUAUACACAGAGAGGAGAAUGGACUACAGGGUGGACUUGAGUGGAUGCUUAAUCGGGUUAUGCAGACGACUCAAGGCCAAAGACUUCGAUCUAAAGACGGAAAGUGGAACAUCAAGCGGGUGAAACAAUACGUAUAUCGCAUCGAACGCUGGCUCGAGCUGCUUCUGUGUGGCGUCCAUAUGGUUUCUGGACAGCCAGGAAGAGGGACAGAGGUCACAACCAUGCGACAUGUGAAUGGGAUAUUGCAAGAUCGAAACAUCUUCGUGGUGGACGGACAAGUCAUGACGGUGGUUCGAUAUCACAAGUCUCAAUCCCAGUGGGAUAGGCUAAAGGUGGUGCCUCGCUUCUUACCUUGGAGGCUUGGGCAAUUAAUGGCGGUCUAUCUAGCGUAUCUGCAACCAUUCCAUGAAUAUCUUAUUGUCCAGUGCCUCGGGGGAGGGUUUCACGAUUAUGUGUGGGCUGACGGGCGUGGUCCUUGGGAUACAAUGCGGUUGACACGCAUACUCGCGCGUGAGACCGAAAAGCGACUGGGAGUGCGGCUUACUACGCUUGACUACCGGCAUGUAGCCGUGGGCAUUGGUAGAGUUGUGGUCAGCGAGGCGUUUGGCCAUGGCUAUGACGAUGAGGUCGGAGAAGUCGAGGAAGCAGAAGUGGAUGAGACGGGCGAAAGCGCGCUGGAGUUGCAGAAUGCACGAACAACACAGACAGGACUUACCACCUACAGUGUGCCAGUAGACAUCAUCAAACACCUUAGCAUACGCUCUAUUGAUACGUUUCGACCGCUGAGUGAGCUAUGGCACAAGUUCUUCGGCCUUGCCAGUCGGCAGAAAGGCGGUGAUACAGACCUGUUGGAUGAUAUCCCUUGGGUAGGGCAUGAAGUCCGUGCGAAGCGAGAAAGAGAAGGACAAAAUACCGAGCUGUCAGGGCUCGAACUAGGCAGGCUGCGAAGGUUGGAGGAGCUGACUAUCGAUAGUCACGGUGUCUACACAGCAGUUUGCCACAUAGUAGGUAGCCCGGACGCGUCUUUCAAGUCGGUUGAACAGGAGCAAGGUAUACAUGCAGUCAUAAAAGGUCAGUCUCCACUGGUUGUGAUACUACCAACUGGAGGUGGUAAAAGCCUGCUGUUCACAGUGCCAGCUUACCUUGACGGAACUGGUGUAACUGUGGUGGUGGUACCUUUCCGGGCGCUGGCUGACAAUCUGGUGGAACAGAUCAUUAACAGCGGUGUCGAAUGCAUAGAAUAG